Molecule: messenger RNA, 1872 nt
Organism: Chaetomium strumarium
Lineage: Eukaryota; Fungi; Ascomycota; Sordariomycetes; Sordariales; Chaetomiaceae
Exons: 1
Coding region: 64-1740 (558 amino acids)
Source: RefSeq, a predicted model, not a curated record
CCUCCUACUCCUCUCGGGGGCAGCCCGGCCAGCCGAAGCCCAGAAUUUCACGACGAUUGCAACAUGCUAAUGUCGCCUGAUUCGGGAAGCUGGCCGUUAACGCCGCCAAUGGCCCAGUUCUACACCCUUGCGCCAAGCUGUCAAGAAAGGGGGUUUGCCUGGUUCUUAGCGCGAUACGUCAAUGCGGACGAGACGGCAUCCCAUCAGAGGUUCGACUUCCUUCGAGAGGUUUGGAAGCCUUCGUCGUCGGAGCCCCAGGUCGACAGCGUUCUCGCAAGCAUGACUGCCGUCGGCCUGAUGGGAUUGGCGAGCACGACACGGGCGCCCGAUCUCAUGGAGGCCGCCAGAAAGUCAUACGGAACGGCGCUCCGGUUGGUCAACCACGCACUACAGGAUCCGGUGGAACCUGUCAAGGACAGCACAAUGCUGUCCGUCCUCAUCCUCGGCGUGUUUGAGAUGAUGACAGAAAAUACAUCAGUUGAGGCGUUUCAGAAACAUGUCAACGGCGCCGCGGCGCUCGCACGGCUGCGCGGACCGGCACAGUUCCAAACGCGGGCCGGACGAAGGAUGUUCUCAAUGUUGUGCCAGAGAACUCUCAUCAGCUGUGCGCAACGAAAUAUGCCCAUGCCCGACUUCUUGAUCGAGCUGUGGCACGAAAUGUCCAGGACAUCGAGGCCGGGAAAUCCGACUGAACAGUUAAUGCCACUCCAGUGGCAGAUACUGCAACUACGCUAUGAGAUGAAGAGCGGGCUUCUAACAGAUACCCAGACCAUCGUGGAACGCCUGCUUUCCCUUGACCAGGAAUUCGAGAACCUGGCUGCACAGCUACCGCCAUCUUGGAAAUACCGAACAUUCCAAGUAAAACAAUACCACCCGGCCGUCUUUUCCGGCAUCUGCCACCAGUACUCGGCCCUCCACCACGCCAACAUAUGGAACCACAUCCGCACAAGCCGCAUCCUCCUCCUCGAAACCAUCCUCUCCGAAAUCUCCCAUGACCUCUCCAGCUUCGCCCCGACCCUUGACUCCGCGCGAUAUCUCGAGGAGUACCAUAAAGUCCGCAGGAGGCUCAAGUACAUGGUCCGCGACGUCAGCGCCAGCGUGCCGCAACAGCUCGGCCUCAUGAACGCCGGUGACGGCAGCAUAGGCAGCGCGGACGACGACUCGGCGCCCAUCGCAACCGUCGAGAUCCUCCAGACACCCUCCCCACCGACCUCCCCUUCCUCGCGAUCCUCCGACUCGGGCAGCACCAUCUACAGCCCCCUGUCCGCCACAACUCCUUCUCACCCACCAACACCGCGCUCGUCGGGCCUCACCAUUCUCGACGUCACGCACGCCGCUGGCAACCCGCAGGAGGAAGCGGAGCGGUACAUGCUCCUCGUCUCGGCCACCAGCACCGUGGUGUGGCCGUUUUUUGUCGUGGGCAUGUCGACGGCGUGCGGGGCCGAGAUGCGCGCCUAUGUGAUCGGGAGGUUGAGGACGCUGUACAUGGAGACGGGGAUACGGCAGGCGGAUGCGGUAGCGAAUCUGUUGGAGGAGCAUGAGCUGUCUACUACGGCGAUGCCGAGCCAUCCAGAAGCGGGAUGGCUGGACAUGCAGCUGCGGACGGGGUCGGGGCUGGAGGAAGGGGAAGGCCCCGCCGUGAUGUCCAUGGUGGGGGAGGAGUUCGGCCUUGGUCUGAUGCAUCUGCCGGGACCUGGCGGGGGCGUAUUGAAACCCGAAUUUGACAUGGUCUGGGUUUAAAGAAACAGGCUGAUGGAGUGGUAUGACGCGGGGAUUGAAACUCGGGUCUUGAAAGGGGGACAACGAAAAGGACGGACGGAGCCAAGUGAUACCAAGGGUGGAUGGAAUUGCAUAGCGUGUACAUAUUUUGGA